Osmia bicornis bicornis is the source of this 3568-nucleotide messenger RNA. Its product is annotated as caspase-1-like. The transcript has 5 exons. Gene Ontology annotation, molecular function: cysteine-type endopeptidase activity. The record is from RefSeq and is a predicted model, not a curated record. Gene Ontology annotation, biological process: proteolysis. Lineage: Eukaryota; Metazoa; Arthropoda; Insecta; Hymenoptera; Megachilidae. Bases 60 to 1388 code for a protein of 442 amino acids.
UCGGUUCUUUGUGCAGAGACAUAUUCGCAGUUAUCGUGUACAAUUGGGCGCGAGUGAAGAUGAGGAAAUCGUCAGUUUCUGGGCCUGAAAAGCCAGGCACAAGCAACGAAAAGCAGACUGGCAAAGAGGAAAAUCAAUCUGCAGCGGGUACGAGUAAGAGUAACCCAGAGAGUAAGCCUGCGGCGAGCAAAACUGAGAAUAAACCUGCAGCGAACAAAACUGGGAAUAAGGCUGCUGUGAACAGACCUGCGAAGAAGCUGUCAGUGAGUAAAAUCGCGAUUAAAAUUGUACCGAAUAAAACUGAAUCCGCGAGGAAACUAACGGUGAGACAAGCUGAACAAAAUGGAAAACAGACAGUGACAAAGAAAGAGCAGCCUGGAUCAAGUGAAAGAAACACCGCGACGAAGACUCAGUCUACGGUUAAGAAGAACUUAUUGUUUCAGCAGACGAGGGACAUAGAAACGGGAAAACAGUCCUUACGGACGGAGACGGAAAGAGAAGUACACAUUACCAAAGGGAUAUUCGAAAGGGAAAUCGAGAGAAAGAUACAACACAUCGUUGACGCGUGGUCAUUUAACAAACGAAAAUUAUCCCCUCCGAAGAGGUCGAUUACGAGAACCGUUCGAAGUCGAGUGCAAGCAGACGAUGAAGAGUACAACAUGAAUCAUGCUCGAACAGGUGUUGCGUUAAUCUUCAAUCACGUAUACUUCCGGAAAAUGCAAGUAAGAACAGGCUCAGAAAAGGACAAAGACAGUAUUUCUGAAGCCUUAAAGCAAUUGCAGUUCGAUGUUCGAUGCUACGAUGACUUAUCAUCGGAAGACGUUCUGCAAGUAUUAAAAGAAGUCGCUGCGGAAGACCACACGGAUGCCGACUGUCUGGUGGUAGUUGUUCUGUCGCACGGUUCAUCUGGUUACAUACAUACGUUCGACACUAUGUAUAAGGUCGAGUCGCUGUGGACCCGUUUCAUCGCUGAACGAUGUCCCACCUUGGCGGGAAAGCCAAAGUUGUUCUUCAUUCAGGCAUGUCGUGGAAAUAAAGGAGAUAACCCAACGAAUAUUGAUGUAACGGACGGCACAAGUGCAACCCCCUACACUAUUCCUUCCCAUGCGGACAUUAUGAUUGCCUAUUCCACUAACGACGCAGGUUUCUUCUCAUUCCGAAAUGUCGAAAACGGUUCCUGGUUCAUACAGGCUCUUUCUGAGGAGCUUACCCAAAACUGGCGAACCCGUGAUCUAAUGAGGAUAAUGACUUCAGUGACUCGUCGUGUCGCCAUCGAUUAUAUAUCGAAUGUAUAUGACGACGAGACGAAGGAUAAAAAGAAACAAGUUCCUUCUGUUGUCACCAUGUUGACGCGGUUAGUGUACUUCAGUGAUAAAUCGUUGCAAUAAUGGAAAAGGAAGAGAGGAACGUCUACAGGGUUGGCUGAAAAAUUCGAUCGACCUGUUUUAUCCAUGUAACAAGCAUGUUAAAAUAUCCCCUUACUGAUUCGCGGAAACGAGAGCUGGAUGUGUUAACGGAAGAUCGAAAUUGCCGAACUGGAAUUUAGUCGGUUGAUAUCCACAACGAGAUCCAAUUACCAGAGGAACACGUUGACCAUGGAGAAACUGGGAGAUUUUCGAUUGGACGGUUAAUUAAUCCAUGAUAGUAAUCGAUUCUUUUAGUACUAACACGAAACAGAUCUCCUGUAUAAAAGAGGAUAAAAGGAAAAUCUCGAUCUAAUCGAUUCGAUCGCGUAGAAGAUAACACAACCGAGGCUGAUUAGAUAAGAACAUUCUUACAUAUUUAUAUUAGUUGAAGUAUAAAGGAGAAUAAUCUGUUAAUCUAGUUAUAAGAUAGUAUAGAUUAUUAUAACUCUUUAAUUUGUUAUUUUAAAUUAUUUUUAUUACAAGUGAUCUAUACAGCGGUGAUAAUUUUUUUAUCUUAUAUUUUGCAAUUCAAAGUUAUACUGUUAAAGCUCACUGCAUUUCCAAUUUCUAUUUCAAGUUCGCUAAUUUGAAAAUUAUGUUCGGAAAUGAAGAAAAUUCAGUUUGAUUUAAUUGACUGAUUUCUGAUGAAAUUAUCAGUUACCUCUUUAAUCAAAAACUGUAAUAAUACUUUUAAAAUAUUUUUCAUUAUUUGACCGAAAGGUUCGCUGUUUAUGGUACCAAUAUUUUUCCCGAAGAUUUUCUUUAUGUUCAUAGUUCGAUGCUAAUCGGAUGAAAGUUUUCGCAGCAGACGCUUCGAAUUUUCCAGGAAAGAUCGGUUGAAAUUCGCGAACUUCGGAAACUCGAGUAGUAAACCGUGGAAAAAUGUAGAUUCAAUCUUGCUGCUGAAUCCAUUGUGAGCUUUUAGUUAGCACCACCGUAGACUUUAGUUGCACAGCAGAGUUUAAAGAAGACUUUAUUCGUUUAAUAUAAGAAGCGGAUAACCGAGUACAUACGUUAUUUUAUUUAGUGCUAUUGGGAACGUUUAAUGAACACCAUAAAUAACUUGAUGCAAAAUUAAAAGUUAUCCAACUCUUGCAAAGAAACUAUUUUAACUAUAUUAUUUCGACGGAUAAUAGUCUUCUUAAUACCGUUAACGGAUUUGCUAAUGAAAGCACACAUUAAACUUUAAUAAUUAUUAAGAAGCAUGGUACAACGUCAAAAUGAAAUUCAAGUGAAAGAAUAUUUUCAAUAUUUUUAAUUUUACAGUGAACAAUUAAUUUACGAUAUUAAAACAUACGAUCGUUUUUAUUAUUUACGGAAAAUGCAGCAGAGAAUAUAACUACGAAUGCUUUUAGUUCUAUGAAAUUCGUAAUUGGUCCGCUCAACCAUAAUGGGCCAAGUCCAGAUAACUUCAUUUUCUGAGAACCGACUUUAAAGCAUAAUUACUGCUAUCAGCUAGAAAAUUUAUAGAGCAUAUAUUAUAUAUAUAUAUGUAUAUAUCUUCGUGUUUGAACAUCUUGUUUAUUUAUUUUACUUUUCUAAAGAGGAGAAAUUCCUUUCAUUUUGAAAUUAGUAUAAAGUUAAAUUUAAACUAUUAUCUCAGUGGUUCAUGAUCCAAAGGUUGAAUAAUUAUAGAUUUCUCAUUUUUUUCGUAAUCUCGAGAUGGAAUGUAAUUUAAAAUAUUAUGAAAUUUAAUCAAGAAUGAUGGAUCAAAUUUCUGAUAGAUUUUUGAACAACUGAUUGGAAUUGAAUGAAUACAGUAUUUUAUGUAUGGAUUUCAUCGUAUUAAUAUCGCCAGCAUGUGUAAUGUAGGAGAAGGUAUUAAUCGAUGUAUCUGUUGCAUUAACCAGUAUAGCGUGCAUGUCAUACCUUAUCAUGUAAAUCCGGAUUACUAUGUCAAUUAUGACAAAGCUAACAGUAAUUGUUGAAUUUUCUCAGAUUAGCUGUUUAGAAUAAUAUUGACACAACAGAAUGAAAUACCAGGUUAAUUUUCAAUAAACCGGAUUUAGCUUGUAUAUAUCGUAUUCCUCCUUUCGAUCAUAAUUACUAAUCUAAUUAUCUGCUCAAUUGUUAUGGUAUAAUCGUAGUUAGAUAUUUAUUUCUGUAAUUUAUUACCAAUAACCAAAUAUUGUGCUUUUUAUUGUAAUGAAAAAUACAAAAAU